AAUUGUUAUGAUGCAAUGGUGUGUUUUUUGCAUUUCGUUGCAGAAGGGGGGGGGGGGUAUAUAAAGCCAGAGGUGGUGAGUCAUGGCAACAUUCCACCUCUAGCCUUAGGUGGAGAAGGGCCAUAUAAUUUGCUGACUGAUCCCACCAUCCUCUUUCCUCACCUUCUCCGCAUCCUUUUUCUCCUCCGUUGCUUCCUUGAAAAUAUGAAGUCGCUCCUGGUCCUGGCUGCCACCAUCACCCUGUUGAUAGCCUUUGUUGAUGGACGUGGCGGCGGACAUGGCGGCGGACACGGCGGCGGACGUGGCGGACGCGGUGGACGUGGGGGCGGACAUGGUGGCGGAUACGGACACGGACAUGGGUUUGGCGGCGGACUCGGACAUAGUAGCUUUGGCGGUGAAGGCCUUGGAUAUAGUGGCUUCAGAUAUGGCGGUUUGGGAUAUGGCGGCGGCGGUCUUGGGCAUAUUGGCCGCGGUGGAUCACCCUUUGGCCGCGGGCACGUGAACCUCUUCUUCCGCUAAACACAAAACCGGCGCCCCGACAGUGAGGAGGAGCGCCGACAGCUUCUCUAUACAAAUGUAUGUCCACGCACUACGAAUAAAAGUGAGAUUGGAAGCA
Molecule: messenger RNA, 616 nt
Organism: Eriocheir sinensis (Chinese mitten crab)
Lineage: Eukaryota; Metazoa; Arthropoda; Malacostraca; Decapoda; Varunidae
Product: holotricin-3-like
Exons: 3
Coding region: 16-519 (167 amino acids)
Source: RefSeq, a predicted model, not a curated record